AUGUACGAUUAUAUUCACAUUGACGAGAAGUGGUUUUAUUUAACCAAGAAAACGCAAAGGGUUUAUUUAGCACACAAAGAAACGGUCCCAUAUAGGGCAGCAAAGUCAUCAAAGUUCAUACCUAAGGCCAUGUUCUUCGGGGCCGUUGCUAGGCCUAGAUGGAAUCGUUUUGGUCAAUGCACGUUUGAUGGGAAAAUUGGAAUUUUCCCUUUUAUUAAUAUGGUGCCAGCACAAAGAGAUUCAAAGAAUCGACCAAGGGGUUCAAUUGAAAUUAAACCAACCGAAUCAGUUAAUCAAGAAGUUUAUAGGAGUAUGCUCAUACAACAAUUGAUUCCGGCUAUACUAAGAAAAUGGCCAAGUGAUGGACCUUCUAUUAUUUUUAUUCAACAAGAUAAUGCAAGGGUUCAUAUCACAAACGAUGAUCCAAUAUGGCAACAACACAAUAGGCAAGGGGGUUUAACUUUCAUUCUUACUCAACAACCUCCAAAUAGUCCGGAUUGUAUUAUUCUAGACUUGGGUUUCUUUAGGAGCAUGCAAUCACUUAUGCAUAAAAAGAUGCCCAAAAACAUUACAGAAUUAAUCACAGCAGUUGAGGAUGCAUUCGGAGAGUUACAUCCAAAGACCUUAACUAAUGUGUGGAUCUCAUUACAACUCCAUUUAAAUGAGAUUUUAAAAGUUAAGGGGUCUAAUGACUAUAUACAACCCCACUUUGGAACGAAGGUUGAAGAAGACAAUGGCAGGUUAAGGAUUCAAGUGAGAAUCCCAACACAAUUGGUUAGAGAAGCUAUAGCUUUUCUUAACCCAAACAGGGAUCAGCAACUAACACAAGCAUUAACAGAAAAUGAGGAUGCUGCACAAACAACAGAGAUCAUUCAAGAAGCUUAUGAUCAGGCAGUUGAAGAAACUCAAGGAUGA
Molecule: messenger RNA, 915 nt
Organism: Amaranthus tricolor (Joseph's coat)
Lineage: Eukaryota; Viridiplantae; Streptophyta; Magnoliopsida; Caryophyllales; Amaranthaceae
Exons: 1
Coding region: 1-915 (304 amino acids)
Molecular function (GO): nucleic acid binding
Source: RefSeq, a predicted model, not a curated record